AUGCCCUCCCCCGCCCCAAUAACGCUAAACGCGACGCUAAGCACCUCGCUGCAUCCGCAUCUCCGCCUCUCCGCGCCCUCCGCGCCCGCGCCCUCCUGCCACCUCCAUCUGAUCCUGCACCUGCCCGACGCAUUAUUCGUGGACCCCGACGAGCUCGCCGACCUCUGGGGUCCGCCCUCUCCCUUCCCUCUUUCCCUCUCCCCUUCGUCUCCCCCCCACUCUUCCCCCUCCUCUCCUCCCUCUCCCUCCCCCCACUGGUCCCUCUCGCCCGCCCAAAUCGACAUCGAACGCCCCGUCCACCCCCGCCUCCCGCCUCUCAGCCUGAAAGCCGUGCCCGUACCACAAGCGGUGCUCGACCUCGUCCUCGACGACCUCUGCACUGUCGACGUGCCGCUGCACGCGCGCUACCUCGUCCCGGAGGAUUCGGGCGCGACCUCGAGCCCACGCGCGCCCGCGUGGAACAGCGUACGCCGUCUUGCGGCCGCGCUCGCGCACGACACAUACGCCGACGUCCCAUUCGACGGCGACGGCGACGGCGACGGCUGGGUCGAGGGCGCGUGGGUGUGUCCCGCCGCCGGGGGGACGGGCAGGGCCUCGCGUGUCUCGGUCGGCGUAAGCGCGCACUUGCCUGUGCCCGACGCCGCGUACCGCUUCCCCGUGGAGAUUGGGACUGCCGCGGUCGUGUGGGCCGGAUGGGCGUGGCUUGUAUACGCUGUCAUCCGGGCGGCGCGGGUGGGGAAGCGGAAAACGGAGUAG
Messenger RNA from Cutaneotrichosporon oleaginosum, 756 nucleotides. RefSeq lists its product as uncharacterized. The record is from RefSeq and is a predicted model, not a curated record. Gene Ontology annotation, cellular component: endoplasmic reticulum membrane. Gene Ontology annotation, biological process: GPI anchor biosynthetic process. Lineage: Eukaryota; Fungi; Basidiomycota; Tremellomycetes; Trichosporonales; Trichosporonaceae.